CCACAAACAAUCCCGUCCCAGUUUUCCUCUUGCCCUUCCUCACGCCAUGCUCCUCGGACGCCGCCGGCCUGCCGCCGCGCGCCUCCUCCCGAUCCAGCUAUCCUCCGCCGCGUCCUUCGCCUCCGGCACCACCACCACCAAUGCCACCUGUUCGUCUUCCGCCCCGGACCCCGACGCCGUGGCCGCCGAGGUGGCCACCCUGCUCUCCAGCUGCUCCGGCAACUGGAGGCUCGCCGUCUCCUCCUCCGACCUCCCCUCCCGCCUCUCCCCCGCCGCCAUCUCCUCCCUGCUCCGACGCCGCUACUUCUCGCGCCUCCACCCGGAGCUCCUCCUCGACUUCUUCUACUGGUCCUGCCCCAACCUCGCGCCGUCGGCGCCCGCCCCCGACGCCUUCGCCAACCUGGCCGCGUAUCUGUGCGCCGGCUCGCUCUACAACCUGGCCAACGGCCUCCUCACCAAGAUGAUCCGCGCCUACCCCUCCCCUCCCGUCGUCCUCGCCUCCAUCCGCCGCGCGCUCUCGGAUUACACCCACCGCUCGCCGGUGGUGGUGCUCGACGUCCUCGUGGAUACCUACAAGAAGUCCGGGAGGGCCCAGGACGCCGCGGAGGUCGUCCUGCUGAUGAGAGAUCUCGGCUUGGCUCCCAGUCUGCGGUGCUGCAACGCGCUGUUGAAGGACCUGCUGCGCGCGGAUGCCAUGGCGCUGCUGUGGAAGGUGCACGAGUUCAUGGUUGGCGUCGGGGUUUUGCCCGAUGUGUAUACCUACUCGACUUUGAUCGAAGCGUACUGCAGGGUCGGGGACUUUCAUGCUGCCAAGAAGGUGCUUGUGGAAAUGCGCGAGAAGGGGUGCGGCCUGAACACCGUGACCUACAAUGUGCUGAUUGCUGGGUUAUGCAGGUCUGGGGCUGUCGAAGAUGCGUUUGGGUUCAAGAAGGAGAUGGAGGAUUACGGACUGGUUCCUGAUGGGUUUACAUAUGGCGCACUCAUCAACGGACUGUGCAAGAGCCGCAGGUCAAAUGAGGCUAAGAUGUUGUUGGACGAGAUGUCCUGUGCUGGGCUAAGGCCUAAUGUCGUAGUUUACUCCAAUCUGAUUGAUGGGUUUAUGAGGGAGGGCAAUGCAAAUGAGGCGUUUAAGACAACAAAGGAGAUGGUUACUGCCGGCGUGCAACCGAACAAAAUUACCUAUGACAAUCUUGUGCGGGGACUGUGUAAGAUAGGGCAGAUGCACAGAGCUUCUCUACUUUUGAAGCAAAUGGUCAGAGAUGGUCAUAUGCCUGAUACUAUCACCUACAAUCUCAUCAUCGAAGGGCAUAUCCGACAACAUAACAAGAAAGAUGCUUUCCAGCUUCUUAGUGAAAUGAGGAAUGUUGGUAUUUUGCCUAAUGUAUAUACUUACAGCAUAAUGAUUCAUGGGCUAUGCCAAAGCGGUGAAUCAGAAAGGGCAAGUGACCUCCUUCAGGAAAUGGCUGCAAAUGGUUUGAAACCCAAUGCAUUCGUUUAUGCACCUCUUAUCUCAGGGCACUGUAGAGAAGGCAAUGUCUCAUUGGCGUGUGAAGUUUUUGAUAAGAUGACAAAGGAGAAUGUACUCCCUGAUUUGUACUGCUACAAUUCUCUUAUAAUUGGACUAUCUAGGGUCGGAAGGGUGGAGGAAUCCACAAAGUACUUUGCUCAGAUGCAGGAGAGAGGAUUGCUGCCAAAUGAAUUCACUUACGGUGGCCUCAUUCAUGGCUUUCUUAAGAUUGGAAAUCAAGAAAAUGCUGAACAGUUACUGCAGCAGAUGCUUGACACUGGAGUAAAACCAAAUGAUGUUAUCUAUGUUGAUCUCCUAGAAAGCUACUUUAAGUCAGAUGAUCUUGAAAAAGUGUCCUCUACUUUCAAGUCCAUGUUGGACCAGAGAAUUAUGCUUGAUAACCGUAUCUAUGGAAUCUUGAUUCAUAAUCUGUCCAGUUCUGGAAAUUUGGAAGCAGCCUUUCGGGUUCUUUCAGAGAUUGAGAAGAAUGGACCUGUUCCAGAUGUGCAUGUGUACAGCUCUUUGAUAUCAGGUCUUUGCAAGACAGCUGACAGGGAAAAAGCUUUUGGUAUUCUUGAUGAAAUGGCUAAGAAGGGAGUAGAGCCUAAUAUUGUAUGUUACAAUGCCCUAAUUGAUGGGCUAUGCAAGUCUGGUGAUAUUUCUUAUGCCCGUGAUGUCUUCAAUAGCAUAUUAGCUAAGGGAUUAGUGCCAAACUGUGUGACAUACACAACUUUGAUUGAUGGAAGCUGCAAAGCUGGUGACAUCAGCAAUGCAUUCAAUCUUUAUAAAGAAAUGCUAGCAACAGGUGUCACACCAGAUGCUUUUGUUUAUAGUGUACUUACUGCUGGCUGUUCAAGUACUGGAGACCUUGAGCAGGCGGUGUUUCUGGUUGGAGAAAUGUUUCUUAGGGGGCAGGCAAGUAUUUCUUCUUUCAAUAAUUUAGUACAUGGUUUCUGCAAACGAGGAAAGCUGCAGGAAACUUUGAAGUUGUUGCAUGUAAUAAUGGGGAAGGGCAUAGUACUUGAUACCCUGACUAUUGAAAACAUCAUCGAUGGACUUAGUAAGGCUGGAAAACUUAGUGAGGUGCACACAAUUUUUGUUGAGUUGGAACAGAUGAAAGCUUCAGAAAGCGCUGCGCAUCACUUUUCCUCAUUGUUCGUGAACAUGAUAAAUCAAGGACAAAUACCUCUUAAUGUGGUUGAUGACAUGAUUCAAGCUCAUUGUAAAGAAGGAAAUUUGAAUAAGGCUUUAAUCCUGCGAGAUGCUAUUGUGGUAAAAGGUGCAUCAUUGGACUGCUCAUCUUAUCUUGCUAUAAUGAACAGUCUAUGCCAGAAGGACAAAUUAAGUGAAGCUUUGGAUUUGAUAAAAGAGAUGGAAGAGAGAGGUAUUCGCCCUAGUGAGAAUCAGUGCUUGAUACUAUUAACUAAUCUUCAUACAUCUGGAUUUAUCCAAGAACGCAAUACAGUAUUUGAUAAUAUGUUGUGCCACAAUUGGUUACAGAAGGACAGCAAAAUCUGUAAUUCAGCUUCUGAUAAUCUGGAAUCUGUCAGUUGAUGAUAAGCA
Messenger RNA from Oryza brachyantha (malo sina), 3070 nucleotides. Its product is annotated as pentatricopeptide repeat-containing protein At1g63330. NCBI's taxonomy places the organism in Eukaryota, Viridiplantae, Streptophyta, Magnoliopsida, Poales, Poaceae. Gene Ontology annotation, molecular function: protein binding. The coding region runs from base 47 to 3061 and encodes 1004 amino acids. The record is from RefSeq and is a predicted model, not a curated record. The transcript has a single exon.